Diaporthe amygdali is the source of this 2826-nucleotide messenger RNA. RefSeq lists its product as uncharacterized. The record is from RefSeq and is a predicted model, not a curated record. Gene Ontology annotation, biological process: signal transduction. Lineage: Eukaryota; Fungi; Ascomycota; Sordariomycetes; Diaporthales; Diaporthaceae. Bases 1 to 2826 code for a protein of 941 amino acids. The transcript is spliced from 6 exons.
AUGAGGGCGUCCCGAGAGCUUUCCACGCCGGAUCUCAAGCCAAGGCCUUCGGUCACCGGGUAUCAUGGCCGCCUAUCCGUUCCAGUCAAGAAGACAUCUAGUGGUAUCCAAAGCAGCGCAACUUGGACUUCAAACAGUGGUGAUAUGAUGUCCGACACGGACGAGAUCGCGAACCGAGAUGAUUUUGUUGAGGAGUACAACAGGUUGGCAAAGAAGGCAUCAUGGCGUGCGUCAACUGAUCCCCGAUCAGCCCGAGACUUCCGAGCGCCAGAGACACGCGGUGUCUUCAGGAUUCCAGGCUCGGUGCGAGUCGUCAACGAGCUCUACGAGUUUUACUGCGCACACCAGGUGGGAGGGGAUGUCGCCAACACGGUUCGAAGCCCGAAUCUGCCAUCCCAUAUCAGCCCUGGUGUUCACGAUGUUGCUUCCUUAUUCAAAAAAUUCCUGGCGGGCCUUCCAGGAGGAAUCCUUGGGUCUUUAUCACUUUUCGACGCUCUGGUUGCGAUCAACAGCCAGUUAUACACCGAUCCCGAGUUCAGCAGGACGAAACAAAGCAAGCUCCGAGCGCGACUCAUUGCCCUUGCCGUCGGAACUAUGAGAUCACAAUACAGAAGGGAGUUGAUUUGUGCUGUGUUUGGUCUCCUAUGCCUCCUUGGGCGAGCUGCUGAGACAGCUCCAAGGGAAGAUGAUUCAGGAAGGCCAUUGCCCACAUCGGACCUUAUGGGCUACAGUGCUCUUGGGAUUGUUUUUGGACCGCUGCUGAUUGGUGAUAUGCUCAGCUCUCAUGCUGUGAAGCUGGCAGAUCCUAGCUCUGGGCUGUUCCUUGUUCCAGUGUCACCUCAGCAGAAGCCAAAGAAUGAGAAGAAGAAGGCCAAGGAGUCGACUAAUGAACCCCCGCCAGCUUUCUGGGACGUUGACAAGAUUCACGUUGCCAAUGAUAUCACGGAAAUGCUCAUCACGAAUUGGAGAGAUGUUGUUAAACAGAUGAGAAAUCUGGACGAAAGCUUGAGCAUACUGCGACAUCGCAGCCGUGCCUCGAUUUCCGAGAACUCAAGGCGUGCAACGAGCCUGUCGAGAAAUUCAGAAGAUGCCUCCGCACCCCACCAGUCUCUGGACGUCCGAAUGUCUGAGGAUCGUCCGCCUAGCCCUACAGGUUCUUCUUCUAAAUACAAGUCAACCCCUGAGGCAAAGGCUGGGACUACACGACAAUGUGAUGCCAGAAGAACCACAUCAGGAAACCCAAAGGCUUCAAACCAAGACGACUUGGCUGCAAUUCCCGGGAAAAACUUGAAACCUACGUUCUCGUGCGACCUAGACUCGAUGACCGCGUACGCGGUGGUCCCUGGUGCAAAAAUACUGAGUGGAACGUCUACAAUGCGUUACCAGCCCAAGAAUUCUCACACAGACUCGACAACUGAGAUCACGCAUGCUGGUUCAUCGAGCAGGUCCGUCAAGUCAACACAUGAGAAAGAGGAUGAUCAAGUGGAGAAUGCUCCUGGCUCAAUGCAUAUUGUCACCCCUGACCAGAUGGACGGGGCGGCAGACAUCGUUACGGCUGGGAACUCAUAUCGCGGAUUGUUCCAUGACCUCAGAGAUCAUCACGAGGGACGAAAGACCGCUGUUAGUCGACCAUCAUCUUAUCCCCUCUUGAAGAGCUGGUCUAAGCUCCCGGCGCCGCAGCACAAUGAUGGGAAAGCCAAAUGCCACAAGCUGCCGCCCUUGGUCACUCCACAAACAAUAUCCCCCAUGCCAGCCAUCAACCGCCGUGGUGAUCUCAAGCGGGGUACUAACAAGGUUUUGGACUUGGCCGCGAAGUUUGACAAUGCUGCCAGAGCCUCGCCUUUCAUACCUACUGUGGAAGAUGGUACACAGAAGCAACGACGAGAGGUUCCUGGACUGGUCUCACCAUAUACCAGCAAUCCGUCCCCGCUUCAACCACAGCACAUGGUUAGCGGUGACAAGAUCAAACGACAGGCUAGUCCUACAAAAAUGCGAGAUGAAUCAGGGCCUUCGCUGGAGAUCAUGCGAUCACAUCCCAAAAAAUCAAGACUGCCCACUCCCUCCCGUGCAUUCCCAAACAAGGAGGUCUCUGACACAGCUCAACACGAGAUAAGACCCGUCGCAUAUUACUCCAGUCCUUUACCGCCAAGGGGUGGCAGUAGAGGCUUGCCGCGUCUCUCACAGCAUAGUAUUACAUCGGCAUACAGUGAGGCUGCGAGCUACAGCCAAGACGUAAGCUCCCCCAGCCUCAGCCGCAGCCCCAGCCGAGGUCGCAGUGCUUCUUCACUCCGCGAUCAGAUCCGUAGUCUCAGACAAGAACUUUCAGCCAAGAGCGAAGAGUAUGCUCAGCUCCGCCUGGAUUUCGAGGAGAACAGGAAGGCGAGCCAAGUGAAUGAGAUCCUGUUGCGGGAAGAUCUCGACUGUGCUAAGGCGGACUUGACCAAGUGGAAGAGGAGGGCUGAGAGGGCCGAGAGCAAAGUUGAGAUGCAUGAGAGACUGGCCACGCGAGCUCAGGAUAUACGUGAGCGGAAUGGUGGACACAGCCACGACUUCUCGUUCGUUAGCGGUCUGCCCGAUGACAUUGAUGUUGCUGAGCGGUCUCCGCAACACCAGCCGCUAUCUGCGAGAAUGAAUCAGAGCGUGAGAAGAGCUCCUGAGAAUGUCCGACCUACCGGGACUUCCGCUUCGAUGGGUAGCGACGCUAUGUCAGAUUGUUCGAGGAGCACGGUCGUGAGAAAUACCGAUGAGGCUGAGGAGGGACACUGGGCUUCUGUCGAUGAGUUGGUCGAGAUUUCCCCUCCUGGAAUUGUGGAUGAUUUACUGUAG